GUCUUUCGGUGAAAGACCGGAGGUGGAGUUAUAACGUUCUGCUUUUUUGUUGAUUUAAAAGUUAUUGAAAUGCAUGAGUGUGUAUUCUGAAUAGUGUACAGCUAAUAAUUACCGUUGGAGUAACGUAUUUGCCAUCUAAAACGUGAAUAUAAGAUGGAGUUCUCGCGGAAAAGUAUGUCGAUGGCAUCAUUAGCCUUACUUCUUAUCGCCUCUUUCAUCGGCAUUAGUGAGGAAAUUGCUGUUAUGAGCAUCGAUAUUGGUAGUGAAUGGAUGAAAGUUGGUAUUGUCUCGCCUGGUGUCCCUAUGGAGAUAGCUUUAAAUAAAGAAUCCAAGAGGAAAACACCAGUAUCGAUUGCAUUCAGAGAUGGUGAAAGAUCCUUUGGCGAAGAUGCCCAAGUGAUUGGUGUACGAUUUCCACAGAACACUUAUUCCUAUAUCCUAGAUCUCCUAGGGAAGCCCAUAGAUAAUCCCCUAGUGCAACUCUACUUAAAGAGGUUUCCUUAUUACAAUAUUAUUGCUGAUGAUGAGAGGAAAACUAUAGCAUUUAAGUUAAAUGAGAAUACAACGUAUACCCCAGAGGAAUUACUUGCGCAGAUAUUGCACAAGGGCAAAGAAUUUGCAGAGGCCUCUGUUCAUCAGAAAAUCAAUGAAGCUGUUAUUACAGUCCCAGGAUUCUUUAAUCAGGCUGAGAGAAAGGCCUUGAUACAAGCAGCAGAGCUUACUGGCUUGAAAGUGUUACAGCUAAUAAACGAUUAUACAGCUGUUGCCCUGAACUAUGGUGUCUUUGGCAGAACUGAGAUAAAUGAUUCUGCACAUUACAUUAUGUUUUACGAUAUGGGUGCCAGCAGCACUACUGCGACAGUUGUCAGUUAUCAGAAUGUGAAGACGAAAGACAGGGGUUUCAUUGAGACCAAUCCUCAUGUUACUGUACUAGGUGUGGGGUACGAUCGUACACUUGGUGGACUAGAGAUGCAAAUCAGGCUACAAAAUUAUUUGGCUAAAGAAUUUGAUGCUCUAAAGAAGACAUCAAACUCGGUAUUUAAGAGCCCGAGAGCAAUGGCGAAGCUUUUCAAAGAAGCUGGUCGUGUAAAAACUGUACUCAGCGCUAAUGCAGACCACUUUGCACAGAUUGAAAGCCUGAUAGAUGAUAUUGACUUCAGAUUGCAAGUCACAAGAGAGAAGCUCGAAGAGAUAUGCGCUGAUCUAUUUGAGCGUGUAGCACACCCUGUGAAAAUAGCAUUGGAAACGUCAGGUUUGGCAAUAGAUGUCAUAUCACAUGUUGUAUUGGUAGGGGCAGGUACACGAAUGCCAAAAGUACAAGAAAGACUGUCUCAGUACGUAAAAACGGAGUUGUCAAAGAACGUGAAUACAGAUGAAGCUGCUGCUCUAGGAGCUGCAUAUAAAGCAGCUGAUCUCAGUCAAGGUUUCAAAGUUAAGAAGUUUGUUACAAAAGACGCCGUGGUGUUCCCGAUUCAAAUCGUAUUUGAUAGAAUUAUCGAUAAUAAAGUUAAACAGGUGAGAAAAACAUUGUUCAGCAGAAUGAAUCCUUUCCCACAAAAGAAGAUUAUUACUUUCAGCAAGCAUACGGAAGAUUUCGACUUCCAAGUGAAUUAUGCCGAGUUGGAUUAUUUGUCGUCCAGUGAGGUACUUGCUAUUGGUAAUUUAAAUAUAUCUACCAUAUCCCUGAACGGCGUAGCCGAAGCUUUAGAGAAGCACGCUAAAGAAGGCGCCGAAAGUAAAGGAGUCAAGGCGCACUUCAAUAUGGACGAUAGCGGAAUACUGAAUUUAUUGAACGUAGAACUAGUUUCCGAAAAGUCGAGCAUUGCCACUAACGAGGAAGAGGGUACUUUCUCAAUACUUGGCUCAACUAUAACUAAAUUCUUUGCAGGUUCCAAUGAAAAAGAGACUGCAGAAAAGACUGAAGAGCCACCGAAAGAGGAUAUAAAACCGGUGCACGAUGAACCGGAAUAUCCGGAGUCAUCAAAGGACACGGAAGAGAAGACGAAGAAGAAGAACGAAACGAAAUCGAAUGAAGAUAAAGCUGGAAAUAAGACUGAAAAGGCGGACAAAGAAAAGAAAGCUACCAUCGUUCAGAUCAAAGAACCUAUCAGCUCGAAGGAGACCAAAUUGGGAUCGCAAAUUCUUUCCGGUGAAAAACUUACACAAUCUCAAGACAAGAUAUAUAAUUUGGACAUGCAUGAUUCGGAGAAAACACGCCGAGAGACAGCAUUGAAUAAUCUUGAGUCAUAUGUAAUCGAUGCGCAGCAAAAACUUGAUUCCGAAGAAUACUCGGCUGCAUCCACCGAGAAGGAGACUGAGGAGAUACGUAAAGCGUGCGCUGAGGUUUCCGAGUGGUUGUACGAGGAUGGAUUUGCCGCAACUGCGGAAGUGUAUGAGGAGAAGUUGUCGGAAUUGCAGAAGUUGACCAACGAUAUCUAUGAGAGAGUUUCCGAGCAUCGGGAUCGUCCGGAAGUUCUGAAAGCAGUAUUUUUACUUCUCGAUAAUAGUAAAUUGUUCUUAAAUAGUAUGAGGAACUUGAGUUCAACGGCUGAUGUCAUCACGCCCGUCGAAGUAGAGACGUUAGAAAAGAUGAUUAACGAGACGCAGGAUUAUUAUGACAUGGUUACAAAACAUUAUGCUGAAACGCCGUUGAACGAACCAGUAAAAUACAAAGUCCGGCAGAUCACGAACAAAAUGGAUUUACUUGAUAGAGAAAUUAAAUAUCUUAUAAAUAAGAUAAAAAUUUGGAAGCCGAAGCAGGAAGCUGCGGCAAAUAACCAGACGGACAGUAAAGCCGAGCAGGCGACAGAAAACCAAGAGGAACCCCCGCUUGAUGUAACGACAGAAACUAACGCUGAAAAGGAUAAAUCUGCGGAAAAAGAAACUGCGUCAAACGAGCAGAGGCAGGAGCGACAACAAGUACCAGUGACAGAUAAGGAGUCAGUAUUUAUACCAGAAAGGGAGGAACCGCUAAGUGAAAACGAAGUUGAGGAGGACACGCAUCAAGAACUAUAAAGAAAUAAUUUAUUUAAAAGUGUGAUUCUUUGUUAUUGAUCGACGGACUGCGUCGAUUUAGGGCAAUUUCUGUAGAUUUAUCUUCGGAUGCAUUUAAAACUAAUCAAAUGUUUACGCGUUUGUUCUGCGGGUGGAUAAAUUAUUUCAUGAAUUUGAAUAUGAAUUUUUUCUGUAUUUAAUUAAUGAUAUUAUAUGGGCGCUGGAGGAUGUACGCGAAUAACUUUAUUCGUUGAUUUAUUUAUCAUGAAAGUGUUAUUAACGCAUGGUCGGAAGAUAAUUGGUAAGAGUCUUAUUGGGAACUACUUUACUUGCGAUAAUUAUGUUACACAAGUGCCAAGCAAUAGCAGGUUCUGAUUCUCAACUUAUCUAAUAUAGACACACGUGUGUGAAUAGGCCAGUUCUUACGAAAUGUUCACAUAUAUGUCGAAUCUUUAAAAUUGUAAUAUAUCGAACUUUUUGCAUGUUAAACAUAUUUAAA
Molecule: messenger RNA, 3493 nt
Organism: Harpegnathos saltator (Jerdon's jumping ant)
Lineage: Eukaryota; Metazoa; Arthropoda; Insecta; Hymenoptera; Formicidae
Gene: Grp170
Product: hypoxia up-regulated Grp170 co-chaperone protein
Exons: 9
Coding region: 154-3015 (953 amino acids)
Biological process (GO): endoplasmic reticulum unfolded protein response
Cellular component (GO): endoplasmic reticulum chaperone complex
Molecular function (GO): ATP-dependent protein folding chaperone; ATP binding
Source: RefSeq, a predicted model, not a curated record